AUGAAUGCGUGUUUAGCGAUAAUCAAUUCAGAAUUCAAGAGAAGGCCGAUCCACGGCCUACGAAUGAAGAAGAUUAUGAUGAAUUUCAAAUGCGUCAAAAUUCAAUUUGAGCCGCACGGAGCAGGCUCUAUUACAAAUACAGGGUCGUUCAGAGCAGGUUCCACAGAAGGUGGUGGGCGGUUGGAAACAGGUUCUGUGGCGAGUCCGGAGCCGUCUAGAGCUGGCCCCUUAGAAAACCCUGGGCCGCUCGAAACAGCCUUUGUUACGCAACAUCCAGAGCCGACCAGAGCAGACCCCGAGGAAGAAGCGGAACGGCUUAGAGGAAAAUGCACCGGCGGUCCGGAUCUGUCUAAGAAAAGUACUGGUGAAGUGGAAUUACCGUCACUUGUGCAUAAAACCUAUCCAGCGUUCCAGGCCCAGGAUCCACUGGAAGAUUUCGACCUGAGUACCGAUGAAUCUCCGCGAAUCACUAAAGUUAGCGCGCUGUUGAAGUCAGAAGAUCGAGCUGCUUUGGUAACACUUAUAAAGGAGUACCGGGACUGUUUCGCUUGGGAUUAUGACGAAAUGCCAGGCUUGGCUCGGGAACUAGUGGAACAUCGGCUACCCAUAAAUGCCGGGUAUAAACCCAACAAACAGCCGCCGCGAAGGUUCAACCCAGAUGUAUACCCGAAGAUCAAGGAAGAGAUCCAGCGGCUUUUGGGAGCAGGAUUCAUUUGGACUUGUCGUUACCCGAAAUGGGUAGCCAAUGUCGUUCCCGUACUUAAGAAAAACAGAAAAUUACGGGUAUGCAUCGAUUAUCGCAAUCUGAAUCUGGCAACACCCAAAGACGAGUACGUCAUGCCUGUUGCCGAUAUGUUAGUAGAUGCAGCCGCCAUGAACGGAAGUUUGUUGUUUAUGGAUGGGUAUUCCGGCUAUAAUCAGAUUUUUAUAGCCGAGGAGGAUGUUGGAAAGACGGCAUUCCGAUGCCCAGGAGCCCUUGGAGUGUACGAAUGGGUGGUGAUGCCGUUUGGGUUGAAGAAUGUUGGAGUGACUUACCAGCGAGCAAUGAACACCAUAUUCCACGAUUUAAUUGGAUAG
Molecule: messenger RNA, 1077 nt
Organism: Andrographis paniculata
Lineage: Eukaryota; Viridiplantae; Streptophyta; Magnoliopsida; Lamiales; Acanthaceae
Exons: 1
Coding region: 1-1077 (358 amino acids)
Source: RefSeq, a predicted model, not a curated record